Nanorana parkeri is the source of this 1775-nucleotide messenger RNA. It is a transcript of the gene SCARB2, whose product is annotated as scavenger receptor class B member 2. Gene Ontology annotation, biological process: protein targeting to lysosome; receptor-mediated endocytosis. Bases 39 to 1499 code for a protein of 486 amino acids. The transcript is spliced from 12 exons. NCBI's taxonomy places the organism in Eukaryota, Metazoa, Chordata, Amphibia, Anura, Dicroglossidae. The record is from RefSeq and is a predicted model, not a curated record. Gene Ontology annotation, cellular component: cytoplasm; membrane; lysosome. Gene Ontology annotation, molecular function: scavenger receptor activity.
CUGCAUUGUAAUCUGGCAAUCUAGCAUCUUCGGGGGAUAUGGCGAGGUGGAUGAUGAACAUAUGUGGCAUCUUGUCUUUAUCUCUGCUCAUCACCAGCAUUGUGCUGCUGGUAGUCCACACCUUCAUGGAGAUGGUAGAAACAGAGGUCAAGAAGGUCACCGUAUUGAAGAAUGGAACCGAGGCUUAUAAUGCCUGGGUUGAUCCUCCUCCCCCCAUCUACAUGAAGUUCUACUUUUUUAAUGUUACCAACCCGCUGGAGGUCUUGGAUGGGGAAAAGCCUGUUGUAGAUGAAAUUGGACCUUAUGUUUACCGGGAGUACAGACCUAAAGAAAAUAUUGAGUUUCUUGAAAAUGGAACUGAAGUGUCAGCUGUUACCCCAAAAACGUAUGUAUUUGAGGCGGAUCUAUCUAAGGGAAACCCGAUGACUGACUUUGUCCGAACUGUCAAUAUUCCUGUUGUGACACUGCUGGAGAAGGUUCUAAAGAGCAAAAUAGCUGGGAUUUUAAGACCUAUAAUUGAAGCAGCACUGAAGACUUACAAUGAAGGAAUGUUCACCACUCGUACUGUCCAUGAGAUGCUAUGGGGAUACAAAGAUCCACUUCUUACCUUGGUGCAUAAAGUGGACUCCAGCGUCGAUGAGAUGUUUGGGUUGUUCUACAAUAUGAACACAACAAAUGAUGGGACAUAUGUGUUUCUCAGUGGGUCAAAGGAAUACAAGGACUUUACUCAGAUUGUGGAAUGGAAUGGUAAAAGAAAUCUUUCAUGGUGGACUUCAGACCGAUGCAAUAUGAUUAAUGGGACAGACGGGACAUCUUUUCACCCACUGAUAAAUAAAGAUGAUAUUAUUUACAUGUUUUCAUCAGACCUGUGCAGGUCUUUGUACGCGGUUUAUAACUCCACAAAAACUGUAAAGGAAAUUGCAGCCUUCCGUUUCAUCCCACCAGCAAAGGUUUUUGCUAAUGUAACUAUCAAUCCUGACAAUGCUGGUUUCUGUGUUCCUGCGGGGAACUGCCUGCCAUCAGGACUACUGAAUGUCAGUGAAUGCAAGCAAGGCGCCCCCAUCAUUCUCUCAUCUCCUCAUUUCUACCAAGCGGAUGAAUCCAUAGUUAAGAGCAUAGAAGGAAUAAGUCCUAACCAAGAUGACCAUGAAACAUUCAUGGAUAUCAAUCCGCUUACUGGAAUAUUACUGAGAGCUGCCAAGAGAAUGCAAGUCAAUGUCCAUGUAAGACAAAUUCCUACAUUUAGCACUACAAAAAACAUACAGACUCUCUACUUCCCAGUAAUGCACCUCAGUGAGACAGCUCUCAUUGAUGAUGAGUCUUCUGAAAAACUUAGGACCGUUCUAUUGAAAGCCAGAUUGGUAGCCAAUAUUCCCUUCAUCAUUAUGGGACUAGGCAUUUUGCUUGGAAUUAUAUAUAUCAUAAUGAUAUGCCGUCCGCAUAGAACAAUGGAAGAGGGGACGGAAGACGAAAGUGGGCCUCUAUUAAGAACAUCCUAAUUCAUUAAUGUUGUCACAUAAAGGAAAAAAAAACUAUGCAAAAUGCUUACUGAUUCCUCACAAUGGUAUGUGGAUUAGAGAAGAUUUGAAAGGAGCAGAGACAGGCCUGAAGAUGCUGUGCAGUAGACUGGACACAUGAAGAAGCACAGUACCCUACAAUACUGUUUUACCACUGAGAUGAAAUAACAAGCACAUUUUAAUUUAUUCUACUCCUUACUUUUCCAUUAUGGACUUUCACAUUUGCUAUAACUUUUGUGUAUAAUUUGUGCAAUGACU